Messenger RNA from Penicillium soppii, 726 nucleotides. RefSeq names its product GNAT family N-acetyltransferase. The transcript has 3 exons. Gene Ontology annotation, molecular function: acyltransferase activity, transferring groups other than amino-acyl groups. The record is from RefSeq and is a predicted model, not a curated record. NCBI's taxonomy places the organism in Eukaryota, Fungi, Ascomycota, Eurotiomycetes, Eurotiales, Aspergillaceae. The coding region runs from base 1 to 726 and encodes 241 amino acids.
AUGUCAAUCGAAAUCACCCCGCUAGCUCAGGCCGAUAUCCCCGGCGCUGUAGAAUGUGUGCAACAAGCGUUUGCCGACGAUCCAUAUUUUCGAUGGGCUUUUGACGAUCCAUCUAAGUUCAAUGUCCAACGAAAUGCAGCCUCUCUCGCCGCUCAUUUCCAAUAUGGUAUCAGCUGCGCUUGCCCAAUCUCUGUCGCCAAGAUCACCCGUGCUGCUAGCGACGAUAAAAGCGAAGCACAUGUAAACCUGCCACCUGGUAGCGUGGUCGGUGUUGCCUGGUGGUACUCGCCGCAAGCGCAGUCAACACCCCAAAGCUGGAAUAUUUGGGCGCAGGACUGGAUCCUCUCCUUCCGCCAAUUGAUGAAUAAUGUCCGCUUCCUCGGUCGUGGCGGAUUGAAUGUUGAUCGAUACCGAAUUUGGAAGCGGGUUCAACAAACUGCACACGACACGAUCUGGCAGGACCCCCGUGGUUAUUACUUUUGCAAUGUUGUUGGUGUUAACUCGCAGGCCCGCGGCAUGGGUGUAGGGAAGAAGCUUAUGGCGGAUGUCAUGGACAAGGCCGACCGGGAAAAUAUGCCAUGCUAUCUCGAGAGUUCUAAAGGGUACCCUAAUGUGGGUAUAUAUGAAAGAAUGGGCUUUGAGUUGGUCAGAGAAAUUGAGUGUGUUGAUGGAGGGGAUGUUUGCAAGCUUUAUUGCAUGAUUCGCAGCCCCAGAUCCAAGGCAUAG